GAGAGAGGUAGGGAUAAUAAUUCUCUAUUUGCAAUUGGAUUUCAUUUCUUUUGUUCAUAACCCAAGUUGGAAAUUUAAUCUGUCCAAACAAGACGCUAUGCCCAUCCAAUCAUCUUCUCUUGGUGUGCAUCCAUUUUCAUGAGCCCCACCUUUCUCCCAUCAUCAUAUAUCCCACCAAAACUAUACUUCUUAUUUCUGCUUUGUUAUCUGUGGUUUUUGUUGGUUGUUAGUCUAAGAAGCUGAGCUUUGUCUGCAAGAAAAUGGGCAGGAAGUGCUCACAUUGUGGGAACAUUGGCCAUAAUUCAAGAACCUGCACCAAUUUCAGAGGCACUGUAGCUGCUGGACUCAGGCUUUUUGGAGUCCAACUUGACCUAACUUCUGCUGCUGCUGCUGCUUCUCCUUCUCUUGCCAUGAAAAAGAGUUUUAGCAUGGAGUGCUUGCCUUCUUCUUCUUCUUCUUCUUCUCCAUCUUCUUCUUCUUUGUGUUCUUCUCGAGUUUCCGUCGAUGACAAUCCUGAUAGAACUUCCACUGAUUAUCUCUCCGAUGGACUCAUCGGCCCUGUCCAAGAAAGAAAGAAAGGAACUCCAUGGACGGAAGAUGAGCACCGAACAUUUCUGAUCGGCCUUGAAAGGCUGGGAAAAGGAGACUGGAGAGGGAUCUCCAGAAACUACGUGACUACAAGAACUCCAACGCAAGUUGCCAGUCAUGCUCAAAAAUAUUUUCUUCGCCUUGCUAGCCUCAACAAGAAGAAGCGGCGAUCGAGCCUCUUCGACAUGGUUAGGAGCAGCUCUCAAGCUAAUGGUGAUCAUGUUCCUAGCCAUCAAUAUGAAAUACAAAACGAUACCAUUUUGCCUCUCACUCUUGCAAAUAACCAAGAAAAUGAUGAGUACCCUCAAUUAGUUUCAGACAACAAUUCCUUAUUACCUCUGCCAAAACCUUCGAACAGAUCAAAAAAAACAUCUUCUGAUGAUGAUCUGGAGCUCACUCUCGCCUGUCCGAUUUCUGUUGAAGGGAGUAAAGCUUCCACAAGUCCCUUCUUCGUCUCCAUAAGAGCUACUUAGCUUCACUAUUAGUGUUAAUUAUAUAUUAAUUUCCGGUGUAGUUAUCAUGUGUUAAUAGAGGAAUUAGUUCAGACAUAAUUUCUCUUUCUUUAUUAUUAUUACUAUUUUUUUUUAUCAA
This is a messenger RNA of Manihot esculenta (cassava), 1179 nucleotides long. Its product is annotated as transcription factor KUA1. Bases 261 to 1061 code for a protein of 266 amino acids. Gene Ontology annotation, biological process: response to ethylene; response to gibberellin; response to auxin. The record is from RefSeq and is a predicted model, not a curated record. The transcript has 3 exons. Lineage: Eukaryota; Viridiplantae; Streptophyta; Magnoliopsida; Malpighiales; Euphorbiaceae. Gene Ontology annotation, molecular function: zinc ion binding; DNA binding.